AUGGCCCGCCGCUGUCCCGGCAGCAGGCUGCUGGGCACCGCCGUCCUGCCCGGCUUCCGCUGGCAGAUCAACCAGCGCCACUACGCAAACGUCGUCGAGGCCAGCGGCGACCAUCAAGGCGGCGUCGCCGGCCUGCUGUACGAGCUGGCCGGCCCCCGCGACGAGGCCGCGCUCGACAGGGCCGAGGGCGUCGCGAUGCGCUGCUACGAAAAGAAGUACCACAGCGUCCUCUUCCGCGAGGCCCACCCGCUCCUUGCCCGUCGCGACGUCGCCGGGAUCGUCAGCCAGGGGGGCCCUGCCGCCGUCCUGGUCGCGGCGGGUUCUGUACCCGGCGAGCAGGGCCCCACCGCCCCUUGCUGGGUUGACGGCGUCCUGGUGUAUCUGAGCACCGACUACGUCGAGGAAGGCACCCCGUACGACGAGUACGUCGGCCGUCUGGGUCUGGGAAUCACCGACUCGAUCGCGUUGGGCGUCGACCCUGAAUUCUUCAGGCGCUCUUUUGUACCUUAUGCCUCGGAGCUGGAGAAGGAGAUAGAUUUAUUUUUUUUACGUAAAAUUUGCAUAUUGUUACGACCCGGCAGCAAGCUGGCAUCAGGUUACAGGAAGAGGCUUGGUGGAAAGCAGGAAGCGGGGUCGUUCCCUGGUUACGUAACCCAAGCAGGUUUUUCCCCAAAUGCUUUAACGCGUACCGUAACAAUAUUAAUUAAUAUAAAGGAUAUAAACAUAUCUUACAUAUUAACCCUUUUAAAAGGAACGCGCUCCUGUAAGGAGGACUUAAGGGUGGAGUUUUUUGCUCGCGGAACUCCAAACGGCAUAAAACUGAACUUUAAUAAUUAUCAAAAGGUAAAUUUAAUUAAAAUGUUCGCAUGCAUGGAAAUCCGGUUUCAAAGUUCCAGAAUUAUUAAAUUAAAGGUUGGAAAUUUCCGAAAUUGUGGUAAAUUAAAUGGGAAAUUUUUAUGGUAUUUAGGAAUAGGUGCGUUAAAAGCAAAGUUACGUACACUCCGGAAUCGUUAUUUGCAGCUCCAUUAUAAACUUUCCACCUAA
This is a messenger RNA of Gaeumannomyces tritici R3-111a-1, 1044 nucleotides long. RefSeq lists its product as hypothetical. The transcript has 8 exons. Bases 1 to 1044 code for a protein of 347 amino acids. Gene Ontology annotation, molecular function: gamma-glutamylcyclotransferase activity. Lineage: Eukaryota; Fungi; Ascomycota; Sordariomycetes; Magnaporthales; Magnaporthaceae. The record is from RefSeq and is a predicted model, not a curated record.